AAAAGUUAUUUUCAUGGAAAGGAAAGCUCCAAGUGCAGGACCAUGGGGUAUGGGCAAAUCCUCCACCGGCGGGGGAAUGAGGAGGACCAGGUGCACAUCAAUGUUGGAGGGGUCCGACACGAAGUGAAUUCGAGCAUGCUGCUCCGCUUCCCUCACACACGCCUGGCUCGUCUGCUGUGCUGCCAAAACGAGGCGGCGAUCCUGGAACUGUGUGACGACUACAGCCCGACCGAGAGGGAGUACUACUUCGACAGGAAUCCACGUGUUUUCAUCUGCGUGCUCAACUUCUACCAGACAGGACGUAUCCACAUGAUGGAAGAGGUGUGCGUCUUCUCCUUCAGCCAGGAGAUUGAGUACUGGGGCAUCCAGGAGCUCCACCUAAGCCCCUGCUGUAGCUACUGGUACCACGAGAGGAAGGACUACAUCGAUGACAGAGACUGGGACGUGAGGAGCGACGACCAGCAGCAGCCGAGUAUUGACUCCUCCUUUGAGGAGCUCUCUGCUCUCGAUAAAGACCUUGCCAAGUUCAAAGGUGCCUGGUGUGCAGAACUGAGGAGCUACGUUUGGCUCAGGCUGGAGGAUCCAGGUCACUCAACAGGUUCAAAGAUCAUCGCCGUGGCCUCUCUCAGCUUGGUGCUGACCUCUAUCGUUGCCAUGUGUGUCCACAGCAUGCCUGAGUUUCAGCAGUUGGACGACAACGACAAACCCAUCGAGGACCCUGUCCUCGCCAUCUUGGAAGAGAUCUGCAUUGCCGGCUUCUCCGCCGAGUUCAUCAUCAGGCUCAUUGUUUCGCCCUCCCGCAGGAAGUUCCUUGGAAACCCCUUAAACAUCAUUGAUGUUGCCUCCAUUUUGCCAUUUUACGCCACUUUAGCUCUGGAAACAGCCGACGAGGAGGCCGCAGAGGAGAAUGAGGACUUGGAAAACGUGGGGAAGGUGGUGCAGGUUCUGCGCCUCAUGAGGGUUCUCCGGAUCCUCAAACUGGCUCGCCACUCCAUCGGGCUGCGAGCGCUGGGCGCCACCGUCCGCCACAGCUACCACGAGGUGGGUCUGCUGCUUCUCUUUCUCUCCGUAGGGAUCUCCAUCUUUUCCGCCCUCAUCUACUUUGCAGAGAAGGAAGUGGAGAACACAGAUUUGGGGACCAUCCCCUCAGGCUGGUGGUGGGCUACAAUCACCAUGACUACAGUUGGUUAUGGUGACACCUGCCCGGUGACGCUGGCAGGGAAGAUAGUGGCCACCUUGUGUAUCGUCUGUGGCCUGUUAGUGGUGGCUCUGCCCGUCACCAUCAUCUUCAAUAAGUUUUCAAAGUACUAUCAAAGAAACAAAGCCAUGGAGGGACAGUGUAUCACUAAGCCUGAAAGACAAGACCCAGACCUCCCUUACUAUAACAUCAGAGACCUGUUCACAGGAGGUGUGUACCCCUUCAUUGGAGGUAUCGCCUUCAGGAACAGUAUGAGCAGCACAGGUGACACCACAGAUGCCUCUAGUCUCCAGGAUUUAGAGGUGUAUGAUAAUGACACUUGUGAAAAUGGGUCAGCAAAAUGAAAUUCUGCCAUUUCACAGUUCCGCUCCCUUUAUGACUGCAAGUCACUCUGCUGCCUCUCAGGGCUGCUCCAUCACUGACCCCGCCUCUCUGCAUUGUCUUCCCCCUUGCAAAUUUGACAGAGAAAUAUUGUGGCCAUGAUUGCUUUUUUUAAAAAUUUCUUCAAGGGAAGAGCUUGUGAAAUGUACAGCGUCGCUAAAACCAGGAAUUAUCUGAGCCUUGCUUGGAGGUUUGAAAGCCCAUUUUCUGCUUGAGAAAACUGCAAUGAUGCAUGUAGGAGGCCGUAAUGUUAAUGUUUUCUCAAAGUAAUGCCCUGUAUUGAUUUGUCUACUCGCUGAAAGUUCAGACU
This is a messenger RNA of Anoplopoma fimbria (sablefish), 1889 nucleotides long. It is a transcript of the gene kcns3b, whose product is annotated as potassium voltage-gated channel, delayed-rectifier, subfamily S, member 3b. NCBI's taxonomy places the organism in Eukaryota, Metazoa, Chordata, Actinopteri, Perciformes, Anoplopomatidae. The transcript has 2 exons. The record is from RefSeq and is a predicted model, not a curated record. Gene Ontology annotation, biological process: protein homooligomerization; potassium ion transmembrane transport. The coding region runs from base 43 to 1542 and encodes 499 amino acids. Gene Ontology annotation, cellular component: voltage-gated potassium channel complex; membrane. Gene Ontology annotation, molecular function: protein binding; voltage-gated potassium channel activity.